AUGGCCUCGCUCAAAAAUCAAAUUGCCGUCGAGUCCAUCGACACCGACUGCUACCGCUCCGUCGCCCAUCCCAUACCUAUGGGCGAUCUGGCUGACUGGGCCUACGGCGGCAACAUCCUGGCCAUCGCGGUCAACGCCGCCUACGCAACCGUCACAGCAGGCCAGCACCUGUACUCCAUCAGUGGCUAUUUCGUGCGACCCGCUAGCCCAUCCCAGAAGCUCAUCUGCCACGUCGAGCGCAUCCGCGACACACGGACCUUCCAAACAAGACAUCUCCGCGUGGUCCAGUCCGGAGAGAAAUAUGAACAGCUAUGUCUGAUUGCAACGGCAGAUUUCCACGUUGAAGAACCAGGUGACAUGGUAAAUUAUUCGAUUCGUCCGCAGCUUCCCGUCCCGUCGUCCCCGGCGGCAGAAACAGAGAGAGAGAAAACGCAAGAACCAGGACUUUAUAGGAUUCUGGACACAAUUAUGGAGCUCCACCCUCACCGCGCUGACUGGGGUGGGAAAGUUGUUUCGGAUAUCGUCUCGGCUGAGCGGUUCCGGGUUCAUGGGGCUCUUCACACCGAGGCUGACCGAAUCGCUGCCCUUGCGUUCUAUAUGGACCGUGGACUUGCGUAUAUUCCGGCUAACCAUUCCGGUUACAGCCUGUCUGAGGCCAGUGCCUGUGCGACCCUAGACUUUGCGCUGCGAAUCUUGACGCAUGAAGUUGAUUUGCAGAAUUGGCAUGUGAGCGAGAGACAGACUUACGGCGCGGGGAAUGCGAGGGCGCUCAGCGAAGGGAGGGUCUUCAAUGGGGAUGGCCGGUUGCUGGCGAGCAUGACGCAGAAGACGAUUCUAAGGGCGAAGAAGGGGACGUCGAGGAUUUGA
Molecule: messenger RNA, 867 nt
Organism: Penicillium samsonianum
Lineage: Eukaryota; Fungi; Ascomycota; Eurotiomycetes; Eurotiales; Aspergillaceae
Product: thioesterase family protein
Exons: 1
Coding region: 1-867 (288 amino acids)
Biological process (GO): acyl-CoA metabolic process; fatty acid catabolic process
Cellular component (GO): peroxisomal matrix
Molecular function (GO): fatty acyl-CoA hydrolase activity
Source: RefSeq, a predicted model, not a curated record